This is a messenger RNA of Pseudophryne corroboree (corroboree frog), 1523 nucleotides long. RefSeq names its product methyl-CpG binding domain protein 2 (gene MBD2). The transcript is spliced from 7 exons. Gene Ontology annotation, biological process: negative regulation of transcription by RNA polymerase II; DNA methylation-dependent constitutive heterochromatin formation. Gene Ontology annotation, molecular function: methyl-CpG binding. Gene Ontology annotation, cellular component: nucleus. Bases 230 to 1027 code for a protein of 265 amino acids. NCBI's taxonomy places the organism in Eukaryota, Metazoa, Chordata, Amphibia, Anura, Myobatrachidae. The record is from RefSeq and is a predicted model, not a curated record.
GAGUUGUUAUUAUCCGCCACGGCAGCCCUCUCAGGGCGGGUCACUGACAGUCCCCGGGGUAUCGGUGUAUCUCUCCGCCCGUCACGCCGGGACUAGUUUGCGGAAGGGAAUUGGGCCGCCAGGGGGAGCUGCGCUGGCUGGAGAUCUGACAGCUAGUCAGUCACUGCCAGGCGGCCGGCGGGUGGCAGAGAGGCUGCUGCGGGCUAUGGUGUAGGGAGCAAGCCGGCGUAUGGAGAAGCGGAGGAUGGAGUGCCCUGCGCUGCCACCGGGCUGGAAGAAGGAAGAGGUCAUUAGAAAGUCCGGGCUCAGUGCAGGGAAGAGCGAUGUCUACUACUUCAGUCCAAGCGGUAAGAAGUUCAGAAGCAAGCCCCAGUUGGCCAGGUACCUGGGGAACUCUGUUGACCUCAACAGUUUUGACUUCAGAACGGGAAAGAUGAUGCCCAGUAAAUUGCAGAAGAACAAACAGAGACUAAGAAAUGACCCUCUCAAUCAAACAAAGGGUAAUAAACCAGACUUGAACACCUCCUUACCGAUUCGCCAGACUGCUUCCAUCUUCAAGCAACCAGUUACCAAAAUUACCAACCACCCCAGCAAUAAAGUGAAAUCCGAUCCCCAGCGCGUCAUUGAACAGCCUCGCCAGCUGUUCUGGGAGAAGAGACUAGAGGGACUGUGUGCAUCAGAUGUAACGGAACAAGUUCUAAAAUCAAUGGAACUUCCUAAGGGCCUGCAAGGUGUUGGUCCAGGCAAUAACGAGAACACUCUACUUUCCGCCAUUGCCAGUGCGCUGCACACUGGCUCUGCACCAAUCACAGGACAGCUGUCUGCAGCGGUGGAGAAAAACCCGUCUGUCUGGCUUAACACAUCACAACCGCUCUGCAAAGCUUUUAUCGUCACAGAUGAGGACAUUCGAAAACAAGAAGAGAGAGUACAUCAUGUCCGAAAGAAACUAGAAGAGGCUCUAAUGGCCGAUAUCCUGGCGCGUGCUGCCGAUACCGCUAAUAACACAGAAAUCGCUAUCGGAACAUAACUCUCCGUCUUGGGUACAAUCACCGUUUAAAAUAAAACAAUCAAAAACAAACAACCGCAAUUCCUUGGUCUGACCUUACAAUGAAGACGUAUGCACAUUUAUAUAGGACUUUUGUUUUUGUCUAUAGCAACAAUCCGAUGCCUUCCUAGAAUUCUAUUUUUGAUGUACAGAUCUAUAUUAUUAUUGAAAGGAAAACGUCUUUAUUUUGUCUGCUGAAUGUCUGACUUUUUAAAUGUAAAGCAAUAUUAUUAUUAUUAUUAUUUUUAUUAUUAUUAUUAAUUGAUCCUAUGUUUUAAAUAUCAGGAAGCAGCCAGCUGGUGUUCGGAGCGCAUAUUUUUAUUAUUAAUAUUGGUGUAAUAAACCGAUGAUGUCUCUUGAAUUUCUGAUUGGCGUUUAUAGAUAUUGCAGUUUAUUUAAAAUCCCUUUUUAUACCUCAGCUGAGAGACUUGUGUACAUUAUUGCCAUCUUAUAUUUAAAUAAAAAAAUAUAUAAAGAC